UGCCAGUCGCAGGGCUCUGCUUGCAUCUGCCUGUUUGCAAUAAAAUUGUUAUUUUCGCAAUAAUUUUGAAAAAACUCGUACGAAAAAUACCGGAAAGCGUGUGAGAAAUCAAUAAAACAUUUUAACAUUAAUUAAAACGUCUGGCCGAGUCCUUCAAUUGCAUUUGUUGCCUAGAUAAUUAUUUGUUAAAAAAAAGAACAAAACAACAGAAUAAUGACGGUGGUAGCAAGUGGUGGUGAUGCAGUUGGAGGUAACAUAGGUUUAAUAGCCAUGUUGGCAGAUAAGGUGGGCGUAGGUGAAGCGGCUAUACGUUUGUUAUUUACUCUAUUUGCCGGUUACCCCAUAGCAUUUAUUUAUCGUUUCUUAAUACAGCCUCAAUCUUCUAAGCCGGUACACCACAUUUUCUUUGCUUUGUGUGGUUUUGGUUUGUGUUUCUUUAACUAUGGCUUUGAUACUUAUCACUCUUUAAUCUCGAUUUGGAUUACAUAUCUAUUGGUGCGUUUACUGCACAAUAACACCCAACAAUUGGUGGCCAUUAAUUUCGUUUUCCAUAUGGCUUAUCUCUUAACCGGCUAUUACUUUACCGAGAGCAAUGAAUAUGAUAUUUUGUGGACUACUCCUCAAUGUGUUUUAGCUUUGCGCAUGAUUGGUUUUGCUUUUGAUAUUGCCGAUGGCCGUAAGCCUAGAGAGAAGUUGUCGAAAGAUCAACAGGAGUGUGCUUUAGAACAGAUACCUUCUUUACUGGAGUUGUCUGCUUAUGCUUAUUUCCCCAGUUCAUUUUUAAUUGGUCCUCAGUUUCCGUUUAAACGUUAUCAGCGUUUUAUCAAUGGUGAAUAUGCCCAAUAUAAGGGUUUCGUUAAGGCUGGUUUAACCCGCCUGUUAGUGGGUUUGUUGUAUUUGGCUGUGCGUCAAGUUGGUGCCAUGUUAUUCCCUGAUAACUACUUCUUAACCGAUGCUUAUCGUAAUCAACCAUUCUUCUGGCGUUUAAUCUAUUUGGGCUUCUGGGCGAAGUUCUCUUUGUACAAAUACAUUUCUUGCUGGCUGUUGACCGAGGGUGGUCUUAUGUCUUUGGGCUUCACUUACAAUGGCAAAGCCGCAGAUGGUAGUGAUGAAUGGAAUGGUUGUUCAAAUGUCAAAUUAUAUUUACUAGAAACUGGUAAUACCAUGGAACAUUACGUCAAAUCCUUUAAUGUCAAUACAAAUCAAUGGGUGGCCUCUUAUGUAUACAAACGUUUGAAAUUCUUAAACAAUCGUACCAUAAGUUAUGCAGCAGCGCUAUUUUUCUUAGCAGUAUGGCAUGGUUUCCAUACCGGAUACUAUAUGUCCUUCUUUAUAGAGUAUAUGAUAGUAACCACCGAAAAACAGAUCGAAGGUGUUUACAAUAAAUCAGUGGUCACCAAUUAUGCUUCCCUUGUCGAGACGCUGCCUUUUAAAAUCUUAAAAUUCAUCGCCUUGAAAUCAUACAAUUUAAUAUAUAUGGGCUGGUGUCUAACACCCUUCAUAUUCUUAAGCUAUGAACGUUGGAUUGAGGUCUUUAAAGCAGUAAAUUAUUUCGGUUUUGUCUAUGUGGCCAUUUGGUUUGUUAUCUAUAAAUUAAUUAAGGCAAUGAGUGCGAAAUCACGCUCAAAACAGGAACGUGUUGCCAGCAAGGCUACCGAUUUAUCGCCCACAAUUAAUGAACAACGUACAACAGAUAGCAAGGCCACAGAUCUGUCUCCAACUUUAGAAGAAAAUAAAAAAGACAAUUAAACAAUUAAGACGUAGAGAAACAAAAAAAAAGAAAGACAAUUUUUUGCAUUAAGCAGAGACAAGUUUAAAGACCUUGUUAAAAUGUUAUUUCCCCUCCAGAACACAGGCUUAAGAAAUUUUUGCAAAAAA
Messenger RNA from Lucilia sericata (common green bottle fly), 1878 nucleotides. It is a transcript of the gene nes, whose product is annotated as lysophospholipid acyltransferase 5. Lineage: Eukaryota; Metazoa; Arthropoda; Insecta; Diptera; Calliphoridae. The record is from RefSeq and is a predicted model, not a curated record. Bases 214 to 1749 code for a protein of 511 amino acids. Gene Ontology annotation, molecular function: 1-acylglycerophosphocholine O-acyltransferase activity; lysophospholipid acyltransferase activity. Gene Ontology annotation, cellular component: membrane. Gene Ontology annotation, biological process: lipid modification; phosphatidylcholine biosynthetic process. The transcript is spliced from 5 exons.